Messenger RNA from Musa acuminata AAA Group (dessert banana), 1625 nucleotides. RefSeq names its product cyclic dof factor 1-like. Gene Ontology annotation, molecular function: DNA-binding transcription factor activity; DNA binding. The record is from RefSeq and is a predicted model, not a curated record. The transcript is spliced from 2 exons. Lineage: Eukaryota; Viridiplantae; Streptophyta; Magnoliopsida; Zingiberales; Musaceae. Bases 375 to 1442 code for a protein of 355 amino acids. Gene Ontology annotation, biological process: regulation of DNA-templated transcription.
GAGAGCCUCCCUUUUCUUCUCCGCCUUGCAUUUGGCCAGUGGUGCAUUAAUCUGCUGCUUGCUUCCUCUAAACACUCCAAUGAGAGGCUAAAUUGAGACAACAUCUCACAGAUUUAGUCAAACACUAAGCACAGGUACUGCAUUUGGUGCCAUGAGUUGCUCCGAAAGCUUUGGUGGGGUUCGAAGAAAAAAGGCAGAAAGAAUCAAAUUACUCACUCCCGAAGCCACAAAGCCAACUUGUGGCUCAGAAUCCUCUCCGGCCUGCUGACGUGUCCAUCCCUCUCCUCGGCUCCUGCCCUGUUAAACCCCGACCUCAGAGGCAGGAAGAGGUCAAACAGAGCAGCUGAACAGGGAAGCUUGGAACAGAGGAGGAGAUGUCUGAGAACAGGGACUCCCCCACCGCCGCCACAAUCAAGCUCUUCGGCAAGACGAUCACUCUGCAGCAGAUAAUGUUUGUGACUCAGGAUCAUCAGAAAGAAGAAGACGAACCACGUUGGCAAGAGAAGAACGAAACCAGCAGUACGUGGACGAGCGAGAUCCAUAAACCGGCGGCUACCGCCGCUCACGACGAUGCCUCCACGAAGAAGACGACACCACUAGAACAGCAGCCUGAUGACGCAAGAAGCUCGAGGAAGAAGCCCGACAAGAUCCUCCCGUGUCCCCGGUGCAAAAGCCUCGACACCAAGUUCUGCUACUACAACAACUACAACGUCAACCAGCCGCGCCACUUCUGCAAGCACUGCCAGAGGUACUGGACCGCCGGCGGCACGAUGAGGAACGUCCCCGUCGGAGCUGGCCGCCGCAAGAGCAAGAAAGGCGCGUGGCAUCAGCGACGCCUCCCCGAGUUCGAGUCGGUCCUCCAGACUCUCCAUCACCCUAGUCUGAAGCCGAAUGGCACCGUGCUCAGCUUCGGCUCCGAUUCUGUACCGAGACCAGCGGAGAAGACGACGAGCUGCAACAAGAAUGGGGUCCGCGAUAACUCGGGCAGGCCUUCGGAGGCAUCUCCGGUUCCAUGUUUCAGUAGAUCUCCAUGGCCGUAUCCUUGGACGCCUCCCGUUCCCUUCUACCCUGCUGCAGCUUGCUGGAGUAUUCCAUGGCUAUCUCCUGUAGCUUGUUUGCCAUCUGCAGAAUCCAGUUCUCCGGCCCUAGACGAGCACUCGCGGGAAGGACACAUGGUGAAGAAUGGCAGUCUACAGAAGGAAGACUCCAUCUUGGUUCCUCGAACGAUGAGGAUCGAUGACCCUGAAGAAGCUGCAAAGAGCUGCAUAUGGACGAUGGUUGGCAUCAAGAGCAGCAAGAACAGUGCCAUCGGCAGCGGAGGGCUUCUCGGAUACUUCCAGCCCAAGGGAGACAUCAAGAAUCGUGCGGGGGAGGCAGCGUCUCUGCUGCAUGCCAACCCUGCGGCACUGUCUCGAUCUCUCAACUUCCAGGAGACCUCCUAGAGGAGAAGUUUGCAUGGUAGGAAGAAGAAGAUUGUUAGCAACAAGAUGCAGCAGUAGGAAAUAGUGUAGCCUUGUGUUAGAUGUGAUGGUUUGGUUGGGUGAGAGGAGAGUGCGAAGUUAUUCUGCACAUAAAUAACUCUGCAAACUUGAUUGAGGAGAAUGAUCAAAGUCGCUGUUUGCUUA